Messenger RNA from Drosophila pseudoobscura, 3926 nucleotides. RefSeq names its product elongator complex protein 1 (gene Elp1). Bases 79 to 3822 code for a protein of 1247 amino acids. Gene Ontology annotation, biological process: tRNA wobble base 5-methoxycarbonylmethyl-2-thiouridinylation. Lineage: Eukaryota; Metazoa; Arthropoda; Insecta; Diptera; Drosophilidae. Gene Ontology annotation, molecular function: protein binding; tRNA binding. Gene Ontology annotation, cellular component: elongator holoenzyme complex; cytosol. The transcript is spliced from 5 exons. The record is from RefSeq and is a predicted model, not a curated record.
CGCCAGUGUGACCGUAUUAAUCCAAACAGACCUGCAGCAAUUGUUGCGCCGUUUCCACACGUGCAAUAUUUUGAAAAUAUGCGCAAUUUGAAGCUGCAAUUCUGCAAUGAGCUGCAGACGAAAGUGCCCCAGCCCCGGCAGAUGCUACAGGGGCCGGAAGUCAGGCUGGAGGGUACGGAAACCACCUACAUCGUCACCGACAGCAAUGUGUACGCCGUGCAGGGGACCGGCAGUCCCCCAGCGAAGGUUAUCGCAGAUCUGCCCGACAUCGUGGCAGCCGAGUUCCUGCAGCUCAACAAUGUAAUCUGUGUGGCCACGCGAGCAGGCGAGGUGCUACUCAUCGAUCCGGAUACACUGGCCACCAGCGAAGGCACCUACUGCGACGUGGGGAUCGAGCGGAUGGCAUGGUCGCCCAGCCAAGAGGUGGUGGCUUUUAUAACCACCUCCCACAAUGUGGUGGUCAUGAACUCCACCUUCGAUGUGAUCGCCGAACAGCCGCUGGAGGCGGAACUGCCCGCCGACCAGCAGUUCAUCAACGUGGGAUGGGGCAAGAAGGAGACACAGUUCCAUGGCUCCGCUGGGAAGCAGGCUGCCAAGCAGUCGACGGAUCAGACAGCUCAGAUGACGCAGGAGCUGCUCAGUCAGGAUGUGAACAUUGCCUGGCGCGGGGAUGGCGCCUACUUUGUGGUGUCCUAUGAGUCUGGAGGCGGACGCACCUUCAAGGUGUACGACAGUGAGGGUAAGCUCCAGCACACGGCCGAAAAGAGCAGCAAUCUGAGGGAGAUACUCGCGUGGCGUCCAUCGGGCAACUGGAUUGCUCUGCCCCAGUGGUUCCCCAACAAGUCGACGAUCUCCCUGUUCGAGAAGAACGGCCUGCGGCAUCGGGAGCUCGUCCUGCCCUUCGACCUGCAGGAGGAGCCCAUACUGCAGCUCAAGUGGAGCGAGGACUCGGACAUACUGGCCAUCCGCACGGCGAAGGAGAAGGAGCAGCAGCAGAGGGUGUAUCUGUACACGAUAGGAAACUAUCAUUGGUACCUCAAGCAGGUCCUUGUCUAUGCAGACACCGAUCCAGUGGCCGUCGUCCACUGGGACACUCGCAUGGGUGCGGAACAGACGCUGCAUGUCCUCCUGGAGAGCGGCAAACAGCUCGCCUACUGCUGGGCCUUCGAGGUGGAGCCCUAUGCCCGGCACGGCAUUGUCGGUGUGAUCGAUGGGAAGCGGCUGCUCCUCACAGACUUUGCACGGGCAGUGGUGCCUCCACCCAUGUCCCAGCGGGUGCUCCAGCUGGACGAAUACAUCAAUGCCAUUGCCUGGGACGAUCAGCAGCUGUGUGUGUACACCUGCGACCGGAGGUUCCACUUCUACGAGCUCAAGGAUCGCCUGCAGAAACAGCCAGAACCCACCAGCGGUUCCAUUAAACUUCCGCCUCUCCACGGGGUGCAGCUACUGGAGCUGGCAAACUUUAUAUACUUCUCCAGAGAUGCCCAACUGCUGGCCACAACAAGCGCUCUGGGAAUCACCCGCCUUCUGUGGCUCCAGAAGAGCGAGAACGAGGGCUGCCACUGGAUCGAUGCAUUGACGAUCGAUGGUCUGGUGAAUGCGCUUUCGAGGGCCACCCACAACUGCAGGCAUAUCUAUGCCCACACGCUGGACAGCGGAAAGACCUACGAUGUCAGUCUCGCAUCGGACAACGCUUUAGCUAUGGAACAGGUUUCGGCCAAACAGUUUGAGCCGUCCCUCGAAAGGGGACUGGUGACCCUGCGUCGUCAGAAUCUGCUGCAACUGGGGCGGAGUGGCGAGCCCAUUGCCGAGGAUGUCACUUCGUUCCUCUUUAUUGGCACCUAUCUGGCCUACACCCAAAUGAACACUCUCCACUUUGUGGACGCCGACAAUCGUCAGCAUUUGGCCUCGCGGAAUAUCGAAAGGGGCGCCAAACUGGUCACAGUCAUUGACGAGGAGGCGCGAGUGGUGCUCCAGCUGCCGCGUGGCAACUUGGAAGCCAUUUAUCCGCGAUUACUGGUCCUGGAUCACGUGAGAGUCCUGCUGAACGCGCUAACGCGGCGGGACAGGUAUUUGGAGGCCAUGAAGCUGCUGCGGAAGAAUCGUAUCAAUCUGAACAUUAUCUGCGACACGAAUGUGGCGAUGUUUGUGGAUCACGUGGAUGACUUUUUGCGCAAGAUCCAGGAGACCCAGUGGCUGUGUCUUUUCAUCAGUGAGCUGCAGAACGAGGACACCACCGCCAUGUACCCGAGGAGGGCCAAUGAGAGCCCACAGCGCCUGCCGCGUGGCUUCAAGUUUGAGGAGAAGGUCUCGUACAUCUGUGCCCUGUUCCUCAGUCGCAUGACGGAGACGGCCAAGGACCGCACUCGCUUCCGCCUGCCCCUGAUCACGGUGUUUGUGCGACUCGGAGAUGUGAACUCGGCCCUGAAGCUCAUUCGAGAUUUGGGGGAUCCGGCGCAGGAGGAUCAGUUGUUGAAGUACCUGAUGUAUCUCGUGGACAUCAACGAGCUGUACAACGUGGCUCUCGGAAGCUAUAACCUCGAAACGGCCCUGUUUGUGGCCCAGAAAUCGCAAAAGGAUCCCAAGGAGUUCCUGCAGUAUCUGAACGAACUGAAGGCCCUGCCCGAGGACUACAGGAAGUUCCGGAUCGACGAUAAUCUCAAGCGCUACUCGUCAGCGGUGCAGCAUCUCGCUCGCUGCGGGGAGGAGCACCACGACGAGGCCAUGGAGUUUAUACGGAAGCAUAGCCUCUACACUGUCGCAUUGUCCUCGUACAAGGCUCAUCCGGAGUUCCACCGUCGGUUGUGCGUGGCCUAUGCGGAUCAUCUGAGGGCCAGUGCAAAGCUGGAGAAUGCCAGCCUCAUGUACGAGCGUGGAGGGGAGCUGCAGCAGGCGCUGCUCAGCGCCCGACACACCCUCGACUGGCAAAGGGUUAUGGUGCUGGCCAAGGCCCUGGGGGAUCAGUCUCUCGAUCAGGUGGCUCUGUCGCUGGUGGGGCCGCUGCAGCAGCAGGGCAGGCACCUGGAGGCGGCCGAGUUGGUCAAGGAGCAUGUCCAGGAUAAGGAGAAGCACUUGGAGGUGCUGCUAGAAGGACAUCUCUAUGGAAAGGCCAUCUACGAGGCGGGUCUGCAGGGGGGAAACGUUUUGGAUGAGAAGGUAGCCCCCGCUUUGGUGGCCCAUGCGGGACAGAUGCAUGGCUCCCUGAAGUCGGAUCUGCAGCUCUUUCUGGAAUACAAGCAGCGGCUCCUGGACAUACGACAGCGCCGGGCGAGUGGUGCGGAGAUGGAAGGUGAUGGCGACGUGGACAUUGACGAGGUGGAUCUGCUCUCCGAUACGACGAGUAUGCACUCCUCCCGCUACAGCGGCACAUCCCGCGGCACAGGCAAGACAUUCCGCUCGAGCAAAAAUCGACGCAAGCACGAACGCAAGUUGCUCAGCCUAAAGCCGGGCAACCCCUUCGAAGACAUUGCGCUCAUCGAUGCGCUGCACCAGCACGUCACGAAGAUCGGCCAGCAGCAGCAGGUUGUGCGUGACACAUGCAAAGCACUGCUGCAGCUGGGCGGGGGCGAGGACACACUGGCGAAUGCACUGCAGCGUGAAUUCAAUACGCUGCUGAAGACAGUGGAGUCGGCCCUGGACGAGAUUUGGAUACCCGAACUGGUGGGCGGCGGCGCCAGCGGAUCACUGGCGCAGCAUCUGACCGGCCCGAAUGUGGACUACAUGGCCCUGCAGAAGGAGCAGCGCUAUGCUUUGAUAAGUCCCGUGAAGCGCUUCAAGCCGCAGCUAAAUGCCGUCGACUGGCAGCACGAGAUUCUCCAAUGAGCCAAUCGAUUUGCGUGCUGGAGGAUGGCCGCUUUUCCAUUUACUUUCACUCUGUGCUGGAAUUAAAUGUUGCAUUACAUUUCGCAUUGCUAAUUGAAACGAAA